Molecule: messenger RNA, 1110 nt
Organism: Maudiozyma saulgeensis
Lineage: Eukaryota; Fungi; Ascomycota; Saccharomycetes; Saccharomycetales; Saccharomycetaceae
Source: the annotation of a GenBank genome assembly
AUGAGCGAUACACUUAAUCACAAUGAUUUCCCUGAAAAGAGAUUACUUACAGAAGAUGAUAUGAAAAUAUGGGAAAAUAGUUCAACAAAGAAUGAUUUAAUGAAAUUUAUAGUGACUUUAGCAGAAGCUGUUGAAGAUCAUGAAAAUUUACAAUUUGAAGAACCAUUAUCUCCAGCGAUACAGAAUACACAAACAAUAUUAUUAAAUUCUAUUGAAAAUUUUAUUAAAGAUCAUCCGGUUGCAAAUGAUGAAAAGACUAAAUCAAGAUUUGGUAAAGUUGAGUUUAGAGAUUUUUAUGACGAUUUACAAAAAAAUGCCGUAGAUUUAAUAUCAAAAACUUAUCCUAGUUUGACUACUGCUCAAGUAAAUCAAUUAUCAAUAUAUUUGAUAGAAUCUUGGGGUAAUAAGAGAAGAAUUGAUUAUGGUUCUGGUCAUGAAUUAAAUUUUAUGUGUUUCUUAUUUGGGUUAACUCAAUAUAAGAUAUUUUCAUUACAUCAGGAUAGUGUAAACCUCAUUUUGGUAGUAUUUAUCAAAUAUUUAACUAUUAUGAGAACUUUAGAAUCCCAGUAUUGGUUGGAACCAGCAGGUUCCCAUGGUGUAUGGGGAUUAGAUGAUUAUCAUUUCUUGCCAUUUUUAUUUGGUGCAUUUCAAUUAGCUAAACACAAACAUUUGAGACCAAUGUCGAUUCACGAUGAAGAAAUUGUUGAAAUGUUUAAGGAUAAAUAUUUGUAUUUUGGUUGUAUUUCAUUUAUUAAUUCAAUUAAGACAUCUGCAUCAUUAAGGUGGCAUUCUCCAAUGUUAGAUGAUAUUAGUGGUGUGAAAAAAUGGUCAAAAGUGGCAGAAGGAAUGGUUAAAAUGUACGAUGCUGAAGUAUUGAAAAAAUUACCUAUAAUGCAACAUUUCUAUUUCAGUCAGUUUUUAAAAUGCCCAGAUGGUAUUAGUCCACCACAUGAGGGAAUCCAGGGAAAUAUUCAUGAUGAAGAAUUGGAAGAAGAGUUGAGUCACAUGCAUAACACUUACGGUGAUUGUUGUGGUAUUAAAGUUCCUAGUGCAUUUGCAGCUGCCGCAGAAAUUAAUAAAAAAUCUCAUAAACCUAUACCGUUUGAUUAA